AUGGCCGACACAGAUCCCUUGCUUAGUGAUCUCUGUUCAAUAUGCCAUGUGAAUCCUCCCAAAUACCGCUGUCCACGUUGCUCAACACGCACCUGCUCUUUACCCUGCACACGUCGCCACAAACUCUGGUCGCAAUGCUCCGGUGUGCGCGACCCAGCCGCAUAUCUAAAGCGCAAUGAAUUAAAUACCGAAUCUGCGUUCGACCGCGACUUUAAUUUCAUCACCAGCAUCGAGCGCACCCUCGAGCGCGCGGAGAGAGAAGUCGAUAACCGCGGGAUUGAUCUUACGAGCGGUGCCCAGGCUGAUGAUGGCAAUUCGGAAGGUUCCCAGCAUCCGGCUGCCGGCCGUAAGAGGAAGAACCCGAGCCAGGGCCUUGCCAAGGGCGAAGCUGCGUUCUUGCGCGGUACCGAGACUGCUGGUGUGAGAGUUCUCCGAGCCCCGAAGGGGAUGUCGAGGAAUAAGCAGAAUGGGUCGCGUUUGCAUCCCAAACAUAAGCGUCUUGCUUGGACUAUAGAGUGGAUUACGGCUGAUGGGGUGAAGACUAUUCGUGAUACUGUCAUCGACACAUGCUCUGUUGCUGAAGCCUAUAAUCGAUGCUGCCCACGCCCCAAAGAUCCGGAGACAGCUAUCGAGCCAGUGAAGGAAGAGAAAAUAGAAGAUUUGGACCCCGCUAAUACAACUAUCGCUACACCUGGUGCUCCUGCCACGACAGAGAUUGAAGCGGCAGACACAAAACCACCACCAUCCCCGAUCAAAGACCCAGCAAAGGAACCAACAGAUACCUCAAUUGAGCAAACGGAUAAAGCAUCAAAUAAGACCAUUUCCCCUCACCGUGGUCUUUACUUCUACCUUCACCGUCCACGAACCACGACCAACAAACCUGUCUUAAUUCCUCUCUUGCAAUCCUCAACGCUUAAUACUAUUCUUCGCAAUCGGACUGUCCUGGAGUUCCCUACGAUUUAUGCACUGCCAGAAUCAGCGGAGACACUAUUUGCAAACAAAGAUAACUCCAAAUUCAUUCUGGAGGAAGACUAUCUUCGCACCGCUGGGCCAGAUGAAACGGCUCAGUCUUCCACCACAAGUGACGAUGAUGACGCGGCUGGAAACGAAAAGCUCCCCGCUUCAUCGGCGAAUCUUCAAGAUGUUGAUGAGAAUCUGGUAUUGGAGGUAUUGAAGCAAGAUCUUUUUGAAUUAGUGCCGGAGACUGGGCCAGGGGAAUGA
Penicillium vulpinum is the source of this 1221-nucleotide messenger RNA. RefSeq names its product zinc finger HIT domain-containing protein. Lineage: Eukaryota; Fungi; Ascomycota; Eurotiomycetes; Eurotiales; Aspergillaceae. The coding region runs from base 1 to 1221 and encodes 406 amino acids. Gene Ontology annotation, biological process: maturation of LSU-rRNA from tricistronic rRNA transcript (SSU-rRNA, 5.8S rRNA, LSU-rRNA); box C/D snoRNP assembly; snoRNA localization. Gene Ontology annotation, cellular component: nucleus; pre-snoRNP complex. The transcript has 3 exons. The record is from RefSeq and is a predicted model, not a curated record.